GGCUUAAUGGAGAGAGAGGGGGAGAGAGAGAAAGCAGUUUUAGACAGGUUGAGAGAGAGAGAGAGAGAGAGAGAGAGAAGACAGUGUUCAGGCAGGGAAGACUGGAUCCCCUGGGCAGUAAGGAAGGAAUCGGACAGAUAUAUGGAUGCAUAGCUAACUGGAACCCAGCUGACAUUUAAAGGCUGGGUGAAAGCCCAGAGGGAGGGUCACAUCCCAGCACCUCCACUGCUAGGUAGACAGCGCCGCGGACAGCAGCAUGGUCACUGGAGGCAUCUCCCAUAUGCAGCACUCCAUCAGCAUGUGGGGGGGGGCGUCCCAGUGGCCCUCACACAGGAAGACCGCACUUUGAGCUGCUGGUGAGCCGUGUCUGGCCCGGGAACACGCCCCCAAGCGCGCAUCAUGCUGCCGGCACGGUGGCUUUCCCCUCACACGCGGACCUCGCCCCAUUUCCAGCCCCGAGACACAGACGAACACGACGUUCUGCUCCUAGCCUGCAACGCUGAUGAGUGCUGACUGGCUAAUGGAUUGGAAGGAACUGGCAGCCCAAAAAUUGAAUCUCUCUUCCAAGAGGAAGAAGAGCCACCCUCCUUGGCCCCACACCCAGGGGCCUUCCCUCUACCCAACUAAUUUCCGGGGAAUCCUGCAGCACGCACCACCUGCUGUUCCCCCACACCUCCUCAGGUCAUUAGUCAAGGACAAGAAUGGACCAGGUCUAGGAAAGGUGAAAGUAACAGUCCGCAUCAGUCCUUUCCAGGGUGUCCAUGAUGCCUUUGAGUCCUGUAUCCUUCAGGUGGACUCCUACAAGAAGCAGUUGACUCUUUAUGAGCCAUCCAUGGGGGCACGUGCUAGACAUGGGUACUCAGUGCUGGGUGCCACCAUGUUCAACUUUGAUGCCAUUUUUACUCAGGACAUGUCCCAGGCUGAUCUCUGCUCCGAGACUCUGACAGACAUUAUACAAGCUGUGCUGAAUGGUGCUGAUGGCUGUAUCUUUUGCUUUGGUCAUUCUAACCUAGGCAAAACCUACACCAUGGUUGGGGGAGACAGUUCCACACAGGGCCUGGGAAUAAUGCCAUGCAGCAUCUCCUGGCUGUUCACGCUCAUUGCCAAGCGGCAGGAGAAACUGGGCACGCACUUCUCUGUCCACGUGUCUGCCGUGGAGAUCAGCGGCGAUGAGGAGAUUCUCACAGACCUGCUCUCUCACAUGGUCUGUGAGGGCCAGGCCGAUAUCUCCUCUAAGGGGGUCCAUCUUAAGGAAGACCCUGUCUGUGGCUCACAGUUGUUGAACCAGAGCAAGCUGCAGGCCCCCAGUGCUGACCGAGCUGCGCUCUACUUGGAUUCGGCACUGGCGGCACGCAACGGGGACAAACGCCACAACUCUCACCUGCUGUUCACCCUGUACAUCCAGCAGCAACCCCUGGAUCAGGCCGCCACGGCAGGAAGGGGUCAUAGCUGCCUGCACAUCAUCGACCUGGGAAGUGGAGGGAUGUUCCUGAACCAGCGCCAAGAUAGUCAGUGCCUGUCGCUGGCAGCUGUGGGAAAUGUCAUUCUCGCCCUAGUUAGCGGGGCCAAGCAUGUACCGUACAGGGACAGUAAGCUGACGAUGCUGCUGAGGGAAUCACUGGGGAACGUUAACUGCCACACUACCAUGAUUGCCCACGUCUCGGCCCAUGCAGAGCAGUACAGCGAGUCGCUGUCCACGCUACAGCUGGCCUCCCGCCUCUACCAUGUGGGCAGGACACAGCCUAAGUGCUCCUCCUUGACUGGGGAAGGCUCAUAUGAAGAAAGUAUAAUCCUCCACCCUGCCAAAAUGAAAGCCUUUCACCUGCCAAAUGUGACCCUGGAUGCAAAGUUUGCCAGUAUGCCGCUGUAUGACAGGGACCACACCUCCAGCAGACAGCAGCCCUAUGACACUGUGAUCUAUGUGGGGCCUGGGGGAGCUGUCAUCUCAGACCGGGAGCUUUGCGAAAACGAGGCCCCCUCUUCCUUCGUCCCCAUCAUCCCCUCUCUGAACCGGAAGCAGGUCAGAGAGUUGCCACUGGUGGAAGGAGACCGCUUCAAAUGCAGCACGUUUGCAGAGCUGCAGGAGCAUCUUGAUUAUAUGGAUGGAAGGGACAAGCCCACAGGCUGUGGAGGGAACAACGGGUCCCAGGUAGCCCCUGGGACAGAGAGCAGGAUGACUAAACCUGUCGGGGUGGCGGCUCCUUCUCUUAGAGCCAAUAAAGCUUCCUUAUUGAUGAGCAAUUCCCUGCCACCAAGAGACUUUGUAGCAGCCAGAGGCUUCCCCCUCAUGGAACAGCAUGCACGGCCGAUACUAACCUGUGAUAGAGCUGACAGGGGAUUACCUUUUGGUUUUAGACUAGUGAAUACAGACAAGGAUAGGCUACAGGCUUCUGACAGUCAUUCUGUCAUGUUUAAACAUAGGAUAGUGUCACAUGACCCUGAGCCAGUGGUCCGUGAGAAGGUCCACUCUAAUAAAAGGCGCCAGACUCCAUCCAAACAGAAAAGCCCCAUAAAAUCCACAAGGUCUCCCCCAGUAGGCAUGAGUCAUCCAUCUCAGAAGACUGAGCCCAGAGGCUCCCUGAUGGUGAAUGUAGGUCAUCAAGCGAGCCACAGACCUGUGGAGGUAAGGUGCUUUGACAGGGACAUGUUCAAGACAACGGUAACGCUACAGCAGCCAGUUGAGCUGAACGGUGAGGAUGAGCUUGUGUUCACUCUGGUGGAGGAAGUGCCCCUUAGAGGCAUGGUGGAGCAGGGACAUCCCUCUGGCUUCAUGAGUCUUCAUAGUGAUUGUUCCUGGCAGGCCUUAGCCUUCCACUCCCGCCCAGUCAGUAUUAUCACAAGUAUCAACGAUGAAUAUGACAAGUACAUCUCUCAGGUGGUUGCUUGUGGACCUAAGACUAAUGCUGUCCCAAAUUUCCAGGGAAAAUCAGGCAGUAAACAUUCCUCUGGCAGGAUCAAUAAAGACAAUGAACUCAAGUUAAAGAACAAAGAAGCUCACGCCUCAUUUAUCGCCUUGCCCCAACCGCACUAUGUUAUCCCAGAUGAUGCUUUCAACUUAGAUUCACUCUUCCAACAAGAAGUCAAAAUCUCACUGAAUGACAGGGAUUUGUAUUUAAUAGAGCCUAAUAAGCACAGUACUGUCUCCUGCAAGCCUUCCAUAGGCAUGACUAAAUGUCACUAUAUGCAAGUGCCAGAGUCUACCAAAGUGUCUGCCAAAGGACCUCGUGCAACUAAGGCAAACAUUAUUCACUCUACGCAGCACUCAAAUAACCUGCAAUCUGACCUGCCUAGGAAAAUCAAACCUACCUCACUACUUGCCCAAGGCAGCAACAAUAGUAACUAUGGGCUACAGAUGCCUGACAAUGGCUCCUGGCUAUUACUGGACAAUGUGACAGAUUCAAAAAGAGAUUCUGGUAGGAAGUUCUUCCGGAAUAGUAUGAAUGGCAGCUCCUCCAGGAAACAAAGUAUGGGCGGUAGCACAAAUCGAGCACGAAGAGGGCAAGCAACAUCUGCAUCACAAAGGGUGAUUGAUGGCUCUGAGAGGUCACGAAGUAAGAAAAAUAAAGUUGGAGGCAGGAUUCCCAUUCUUCACCCACUGGGCACAGUUCCCAUUAUUUACAAAUCUCAUUCCAAAGAGAAUCAAGACAGCUCGUCGGGAAGUGGAAGUCUGAGGUUUUCAUUCUUUGAGAAGAGUGCAAAUGGACAGAAAAACAAUAUGCCUUCAAAGCCGGGUUACAUCCCUGUUAUUGCUCCAAUAGUUAGCAACUUUGAGCAGCCAACACAGAUCUUAAUGCCUGCUAGUGCCUUAACAUCUGUAAGCAGGGAAGCAGGAAAAUCUUCAGCGUUCAAAGUAUCAGCUUCAGAUAAACAAUCUGACUUAUGGUACAAAGAGCACUCUAGUAGCUAUAAAUCAUCCAACUCACAUAAAACAGCAUGCAAUCGUAAAACACAAGAGCCCACAUCUGAAUCUGAACAAUACCAUACUACUCAGACUGCCUCAAAGAAAUUUAAUAGCCAAGCAUCAAGGGGAUGCAAAGUUGAACUCUGUAAAGAUAAAGAUAAUGGUGGUGCUUUCUGCAGCCACAAUAAACUAAGUCAUUCAAUUCAGAAGACUGAAAUUGCGACCUCAUUGUCAGACCCAACAGAUAUUCCUGACUGUCAAUCUGAUACACUUGGAAGUCCAUGCAAAAUAGGACAAAUGAGAGGCAGCAUCAAUCCCAGGACCAUGGGCGUCAAUGGACGCAAGAUCCAGACAAUGCCUAGCAGUUUCAAGCCCCUGAGCUCUUCUGUCAAAUCCUUAGUGUGUCCAAGUAACCAGAAUGGUAAAGUCCUCAUCAAUGAGACAUCAGUGCCUCCAUCUGGAAUGGCUUUCAGUAGCCUGAAAGAAAGAGCUACUGCAACAGGUACCAAACAGGCCGCUCGGGUGGCUAACAGUCGUGUCAGUGAGCUGGUAUUUGGAAGCCCUAGAAAACAAUUCUGGAGCUCCAGGGAUGGCAAUAGAAGUGUUCCAAACCUUAGCGACAGCAAGUCCAUUAAUUCCAUACCACCGUCCCCUUACAGCAAGAUCACGGCUCCACGGCAAUCGCAGCGAUACGGCAGCAGUCACUGCAGCGACAACAGCAGUGUACUUAGUGGGGAGCUGCCCCCAGCCAUGGGUCGCACCACUCUCUUCUACCACAGCAGGGACAGCGGGGGCAGUGCAGGCAGCAGUGGCUAUGAAAGCAUGAUGCGGGACAGCGAGGCCAUUGGCAGCACCUCCUCUACCCACAGCUCCAUGAGUGAGAGUGGGGAAUCAUCACCAAGCCACACCAAAAGUUCUAAGCUUUCCAAAAAGAGAGCAAAUGGCAGUCAGAGGCGACGGCUAAUUCCAGCUCCCAUGCCCAACAUUUUGUCCCUCGGCAGAAAAUUCACUAGCCAGAGGUCAGAUCACACUUUGCCUCUUAAGACGCCCUUUGAGAUCAAGGUAUACAAGAUCGAUAAUAUGCCGGAGAGGCCGCAGCAGGGGGCGCCAGAUGCUGGCACCACCCCCCUGCUCAGCUACAGGCCAACAGAUAUGCCGCGCCAGGAUGAAAAUGGUAGGGAGGCGCCGGCUGCAGAUUCAGCAGCCAGAAGGCCAACAGCGGAGGUUGAAGGAGGAGCUGGGAGAGGCCAAGCAAAAGUGGAUGAUAAACACAAGAAAGCCAGCAGGAAGAAGUGAGAAACAGGAAAGUGAGAGAAGGAUCAUGUCACUGAUGUGAUUUAUUUCUUUUUUAAUAUGGAUAUGUUUGACUGAUUAAAAAAGAUAAAGAACUAAAGCUGUUUUACAUGUGAAACAGCAGGUUACAGAAAUAACACCAAUCAUGGUCAAAAGAUCUUGAAAAUGAGAAUUUAACCCUGAGCUGUAACACUAUAUAACACUGCAUCAUCCAUACACGGGGGUAAUCACGUUCGUCCUGUUGAGCUCAUUGUGUUCACUUGUGUUACUACAGUGAUGCUUAUUAAUGCUAAUGGAACUUUUAAUGGAUUAACAGUUGGUCAGAAGUGAACAACUUUCUAUAACCAAAGUUCAAAAAUGUAUUCUAUUGUUUUCAAAUUUAUUAAAACUUACAUGAUUUCUUGCUCAUAACUGUAGCUCAGUAAGAAGGGCAUUGUGCUAACAAUGCAAAGGUCUUAUAAGUCACAUUUUUAGAGAGGUAAAUGUAAACUAAAGUUCUUUGGGAUAUAAGAAAUAAAAAAUUAAAUACAAAUGAUGCAAUCUAAUUUAAUUAUUAAAUCCUUUUACAACAUGCUUAAUUUAUGGCAAACAAAUCAUUCAUAGUAACAUAUAUUCUGCUUUAUCUUAUACAUCUUAUACUCAGCAAACUGAGUCCAAAACUGUAAAUUUUUUAUGAUUUGCAGAUUUGAAGCAUUACUUAGUUGCAAUUCAUUGUCAUAUUCUAUCAAGUUUUAUCUUAUUUUUUUCUAAGUUAACAGUUUUAUCUGGAAUGAAAAUGAAUAACAGAUAUAUUCACAUGCACAUGGUACUGCUGUCAGAUGCAGAGCUGAGGAAGCAGAAGAUCUUGUGCAACAAGCAUAUAUCACAUAUGAAAAUAACCAUCAAUCAAACACUCUCCAGGGAGGUUUAUAAAGACAAGUAUAACAACCUGCAGUCCAUAAAGUACCAUUCUGACAGUUUAUAGUCUUCACAUCCUUUACAUGAUAUGCAGCAGCUAUCAGAGGCGUUUAAUCCCUGAAGUGUUCACAUCCUUUUUCCUUUCCUCUAGCUGAGAUAGAGCAGAAAUGGGAAAAAGAGUCUCAGCUGCCAUUGAAGGCUCCAGAGCAGACCCAGGACACCUGGAAUACCAUGUUAAUGCAUACAAAUUGUGAUAAAGAUCUGCUUUGAUAUUGUGGUUUAGACAUUCAACAUGCAAGACGCAGUCAAAGUCUCAACACAUUGAAUUUGGAGGGCAAUAAUCUGUGUGCUGGGCAUCAAGCAUCGUCUUUGAAGAGGCUAAGAAAAGCAGCUGAAUGAUGGGCCACACCAGAGAAAGACAGAAUGUGGCUUUCAUCCUUCAUAAGAAGAAAAAAAACAAACUCAUUUUCACAGAUAUUUCCAUGCAACUGUAGUAGCACUGAACAUUUAAGAAAGCAAGAAGUUUAUUCCUUAAAGCAGUGUCAUUUGAAGCAUAUGUUUGACCACUUUCACAUUUCAGCCAAAGCUGUCCUCUUAGGCAAUCUAUUUCACUUUUGCCAUCUUUCCUAUAGUUAUUUCUUUCAAAAAUGAAUACGCUUUAAAAAUAUGUACCUAUGUCAUGCAUAAAUACAGAAUGUCUCAAUUUUUCCCUGCAUGAUGAGUCAGAAGUCAAAUAAGAUUUUGUUUUCAAAGUGCCUUUUAUGCUUUUAAAGUUAUGGGAAUUCUCUUUUAUAUCUAUGAACAGUAUUAUGGAAUGUUUCCUAUAAAUAAAUAUUUCAGAAAGGAGAGGGGUGGCCAGUAAUGUUAUAUAGGGCUUUGGGACUGCAGGUUUUUUUUUGUAUUUCAGUACUCAGUAUAUUUAUCAAAGCCAUCAUUUGGGUUUUGCGGGUUUGAAUAAUAUACAGGAUAUUAAACCGGUGGUGCCCAACCUUUUUUUACAGUAAGACUUGUUAUUACAAAGAAAACACCGUGACGAAUGACCAAAUCACAAUGGUAGGCUUUUUGGGGGCUCCACCUCACAGUAUAUUUUGUAAAAUGAGGGGGGUCCAACCUCACAGUAUAUUCUGCAGGUCAAGUGGUGGGUCCCCCUUUAGUUGGCUACCACUGACAUAAAGAAGUAUCCUUUAAUAAUCGUGUGAUCCACAUGGAAACAUGUGCAAUGAACCAUAAAAUUCUGACCGACUGGUCAGACAAUACUGUAAAAAAGUCUUAGGCAGUCAAAGAAAACUUUACUUAAAUGAUGUUGAUGAAAAACUA
Messenger RNA from Brienomyrus brachyistius, 7408 nucleotides. RefSeq names its product kinesin-like protein KIF26B. The record is from RefSeq and is a predicted model, not a curated record. The coding region runs from base 503 to 5197 and encodes 1564 amino acids. Gene Ontology annotation, molecular function: ATP binding; microtubule binding; microtubule motor activity. NCBI's taxonomy places the organism in Eukaryota, Metazoa, Chordata, Actinopteri, Osteoglossiformes, Mormyridae. The transcript is spliced from 11 exons. Gene Ontology annotation, biological process: microtubule-based movement.